Messenger RNA from Aspergillus chevalieri, 1287 nucleotides. RefSeq lists its product as uncharacterized. Bases 1 to 1287 code for a protein of 428 amino acids. The transcript is spliced from 5 exons. Gene Ontology annotation, molecular function: fumarylacetoacetase activity. The record is from RefSeq and is a predicted model, not a curated record. NCBI's taxonomy places the organism in Eukaryota, Fungi, Ascomycota, Eurotiomycetes, Eurotiales, Aspergillaceae. Gene Ontology annotation, biological process: L-tyrosine catabolic process; L-phenylalanine catabolic process; homogentisate catabolic process.
AUGUCAGCCGCUCAUCAAGUCAUGCUGAAGAGCGUGGAGCAGGGCUCCCCGUUCACCGUCGACAACAUCCCCUUCGGCGUCAUCUCGACGCCCGAUAAUCCAAAACCACGAUGCGCAACGGCUUUCGGAAACUAUGCGAUAGACCUGAGCGCACUUGAGCGAGAUGGAUUUCUUAGCGAUAUUCCGGGGCUCGAAGGGAAGGGUGAGAUUGAAAUGACAGGUAAUGUCUUCUCGCAGCCCAAUCUCAACGCAUUCGCAGCGAUGCCAAAAGAGAUUCAUCUCAAGGUUCGAACCUCCCUCAUCAGAUAUUUCCACGGUGGUCUUCCGCCGAGUUAUUAUAUCCCGCUCGACACUGUGACAUACCACUAUCCCAUGGACACAUCCAACUUUUCGGACUUCUUUUGCUCAUUAGAACAUGUGAAAAACUGCGCCAAAGUAAUGAACGCCCCCAUAACCCCAAGCUUCUUCUCGAUUCCCCCGGUCUAUAACGGCCGCACCUCCAGCCUGAAAAUCACAAACACCCCUAUCCAUCGCCCCCGCGGUGUAAUCCAACCAUCCCCCAGUUCCCCGCCAACCUACGCCCCAACACAAGCCCUCGACUUCGAACUCGAAAUGGGCGUCUUCAUCUCGAAGCCCCUGCCUUCCGGCGAGGUACUUGACAUCCGCAACGCGCGGGAGCAUAUCUUCGGGUUUGUGGUGUUGAAUGAUUGGUCUGCGAGGGAUAUCCAGGGGUUUGAGAUGGCGCCGUUAGGGCCGUUUCAUAGUAAGGGGUCUGGGACGAGUAUUUCGCCGUGGAUUGUGACGUGUGAGGCAUUGGAUCAGGUGGCUUGUCCGGUUAAGGUGAGGCAGGAGCCAGGGCCGUUGCCGCAUUUGGAGUGGAAGGGGGAGGUGGGGGAGGCGACGUUUGAUGUUAGGCUGGAGGCGAGGAUUUUGCGGAAUGGAAAAUCCUAUAGUGUUACCUCGACUAACCUGAAUGAGUUAUACUGGACGCCCUAUCAGCAAUUGACGCAUUUGGCCAGUGCGGGUGAAGGGCUGACCACGGGUGAUAUCUUUGGGACAGGGACUAUCACAAGCGAUCGAACAAACUUCAAAGGCGAAAAAGACGGAAUUGCCUGUUUGAUCGAGCGAAAAGUUCCAGAAAACGAGUUAUACGAGCUCAAGACCGACGGAAUCCAGUUCCUGCAAGACUGGGACGAGGUAGUGAUGGGAGGAUGGUGCGUGAAUUCUAGAACAGGCGUGAAAUUCGGCUUUGGCGAGUGUCGGGGGAAGAUCCUCCCUCCGAAAUAG